AUGUCUGAGCUGGAGAAGGCCAUGAUUGCCAUCAUUGAUGCAUUCCACCAGUACUCAGGGAAGGAGGGAGACAAGCACAAGCUGAAGAAAUCAGAACUGAAGGAGCUAAUUAACAACGAGUUGACCCACUUCCUUGGUGAGAUCAAAGACCAGGAGACUGUGGACAAAGUCAUGGAGGCGCUGGACAGCGAUGGGGAUGCAGAGUGCGACUUCCAGGAGUUUGUAGCCUUCAUUGCGAUGGUCACCGCUGCUUGCCAUGAGUUCUUUGAGCAUGAGUGAGAUGGUGGGAAGCAGGUGAGCACCUCCUGCUCAUGCCGGAGAGAUGCAGUGCAGCAUCGCUCCUCCGGGAAAAGGACUGGGUGCAAUUAGGAGCUCCUUGGAGUUAAGCUUGUGCUAGACUUAAGCAGCUUAUUAAGUUCUGUGGCUUUGUGAAUAAGAAACAUCUGCACAGUUCAGGAAAGCUUAUCAGCCAGUGCCCACCUGGCUGGAUGCAGUGUGCGAAUGCCUUGUCUCAAGCUCCUUCCCUGCUGCUGUAUGCAAGGGACAUGCAUGGGGCUGGAGCCAGGUGGACGCUGUGAUCCAAGCUUGCUUGCAAAGGGAAAAGGGAAAUUCAAGGGCUGAAGUAGGAGGUGAUGCAGAGGGGCUGGUUACAGAAGCCUGGUUCUGAGCCCACUGGCCUGAACAGAAAGGCUCCCGUUGAUUCCUGUGGGCUCUGACCGCUCUUGUGCAUGGUACUAACACAGGCAGCACAGCCCCUGUCCCGUCACAGGGGCUCAGCAGAGCCCACGCAUUUCUUGGCAAAUUGAGACACCCUUGGCUUGAAA
Pygoscelis adeliae (Adelie penguin) is the source of this 824-nucleotide messenger RNA. It is a transcript of the gene S100B, whose product is annotated as S100 calcium binding protein B. Gene Ontology annotation, molecular function: S100 protein binding; calcium ion binding; RAGE receptor binding. Lineage: Eukaryota; Metazoa; Chordata; Aves; Sphenisciformes; Spheniscidae. Gene Ontology annotation, biological process: positive regulation of canonical NF-kappaB signal transduction; positive regulation of cell population proliferation. The record is from RefSeq and is a predicted model, not a curated record. The transcript is spliced from 2 exons. Gene Ontology annotation, cellular component: nucleus; cytoplasm. The coding region runs from base 1 to 279 and encodes 92 amino acids.